This is a messenger RNA of Seminavis robusta, 690 nucleotides long. NCBI's taxonomy places the organism in Eukaryota, Bacillariophyta, Bacillariophyceae, Naviculales, Naviculaceae. The record is from the annotation of a GenBank genome assembly.
AUGACAUCCACAGUAUUUGAUCUUAAUAACCAAGGGAUUCACUACCUGCAACAAGGUUCAUUGGGAGAAGCCGCCAACACCUUCCAAUCGGCACUAAUGAGGUUGCGAGAAGUCCUGUAUCGAACUAUCAAGGCCGAUACCACGCAACGCAGCAGCAGCAGCAGCAGCAUUGACAACCGCAUUGCCAUCCCAACCAGAACCGGUCCAAGCAGUCCAUCCAAUGUGCUACAGAACGAGAAUCAGUUCUCUCUCUUUGAUCAGGCAUUCAUUCUUCCCUGCAGGCUCUCAGAGAGCGAGAUCUUGCUCAGUGUGGAUCUUGAAAACUUGGUCAGCUGCUGCCUCCUUUACAACCUGGCUUUGACUUACCACAAGCGAGGACUGGCUACUGGCAAGUCCAAGGACCUGCAACAAGCUGUGAGCCUCUAUCAAAAGGCAGCAACAUUGGGUGACUUUGUUGAGGAGCUUGCUGAACAGAGCCUUCUGCAGAUCCUGGCAGUGUUUAACAAUCUGGGGCACAUCUAUUCUGAGCACUUUGAAUCCGCUCAAGUCUCUGGCUGCAUGGAUUCUAUCCUGAUGAUCCUUGAAUCCAGCGAAAGCUACGAGCAUCUACAAGAAGAGGAUUACAACUUCUUUUCCUGGCACUUCUUCUUGUACCCUGAGAUUCCUGUCUGGUUGGCACCAGCAGCUUGA